Molecule: messenger RNA, 3327 nt
Organism: Odocoileus virginianus texanus
Lineage: Eukaryota; Metazoa; Chordata; Mammalia; Artiodactyla; Cervidae
Source: RefSeq, a predicted model, not a curated record
CUGGAUGGGGAGAUCAUCUACUCCAAGAACAAUGUCUGCGUGCACCCACCAGAGGGGCUGCAGGGGCUGGGGGAACACCACCCAGCAAUCCGGGACAUGACAUUGAAGAUGGCCCUCCUUCCGACAAGCAGUUUUAAAGAAGAGAUGCUGAGAAGCCUCAGCCAACAGGGAAAGGCCCAAAUGCCACUCAUCUUGGAUUUAUCUUUUGUGUGACGUAGUGAUAAAGUCUGCAGCCUGAGUCCCUCCUAAGAUUGCGAUGAAGCUGGUGGCACUUCUGGGUCCCUGGGUGCCUCCCCAGCCACCUGGGCUCAUCCAGACUGGGAGGCUGAUGGAGGCAGGGGAGCCCUGGGGCCCCUAGAGCCGUGGACAGGGUGGGGCUCUGAACAAGAGGAGGAGGGAAGGCACAGGGUAUCCUGCUGCUUGAGGGCUCGCCCCCAGAUCUGCUCAGUGUGUGUGCUUAGAAAAUGCCCUCGACUCUCAUUCAUCCUGAGUUCAACUGUAUCCCUCGGGGUGCCUUCUUAGGGCCGGGCUGCACAGCCCCACGGUUUUCUCGCCUGGGUGUGGUUCUGGGAAGAAAGCAGCUAGAGGCACUUGGUGCACGGCCCUGCCUAACCAUCUGUGCUCCUGACCCCUCAUAGGCUACCUGUGCUUGUACAUGGAGAAGGAUGAACUGCUGGGGGCCACCCUCAUCCUCGCGUGGGUCCCCAACUCCCGGAUCCAGAAGCAGGACGAGGAGGCGCUGCGCUAUAUCACCCCCGAGAGUUCCCCCGUGCGCAAGGCACCCCGCCCUCGGGGCCGGCGCACCCAGAGCUCAGGGGCCCCCCACCAGCCAUCCCCCACGGAGCCCAGGUCCACCCUGAUCCCCAGAGACGAGGACAUCCUGGUGGUGGCCCAGAGCAUCCGAGACACCGAGUGCGUCAGCCCUUCGCCUGAGGAUGGGGAGAAGCUGGCCCCGGGCUUGGGGACAGACGGCCCCCUCCCAGCCUUGCCACCGGCCCAUAGCGACUCAGGAAUCUUGUCAGCGGUCAGUUCGCAAGAUGGGACAGAAGAGGGCCGGGAGCCCCGACCCGAGGUGGGUGAGGAGGAGGGUUCCUUGGAGCUGUCGGCCGAGGGUGUGAGCAGGGCCAGUUCCUUCGACUCGGACUCAGAGGCCUUCUCUUCACCCUUCUGCCUCUCGCCCAUCAGCGCCGCCCUUGCUGAGAGCAGCAGCUCCGUGUUCUUGGAGAGUGAGAGCGGCUCCCCCUCCAGCAUGGAUGCCCACCUGCAGUUCCCGGACGGCAGCGGCCUCCUGCAGCCCCCGCGCUGGGAUGAGCCGCAGAGGGCCAGCGCCCUGGAGCAGAUCUGUGGCGUGUUCCGAGUGGAUUUGGGCCAGAUGCGCUCCCUCCGCCUCUUCUUCAGCGAUGAGGCCUGCACCAGUGGCCAGCUGGUCGUCGCCAGUCGGGAAAGCCAGUACAAGGUGUUCCACUUCCACCACGGUGGCCUGGACAAGCUGCCUGACGUGCUUCAGCAGUGGAAAUACUGCGCGGAGACGCACCUCAAAGACCAGCAGGUCGCCGACGAAAAGACGUGUAUGCAGUUCUCCAUCCGGCGUCCCAAGCUGCCGUCUUCCGAGACGCACCCCGAGGAGAGCAUGUACCGACGGCUGGACGUGGCGGCCUGGCUCCGCCACCUGAAUGCUCUGGGGCAAGUGGAAGAGGAGUACAAGCUCCGCAAGGCCAUUUUCUUCGGCGGCAUUGAUGUGUCAAUCCGAGGGGAGGUCUGGCCCUUCCUGCUGCGUUAUUACAGCCACGAGUCUACGUCGGAGGAAAGGGAGGCGCUGCGGGUGCAGAAGAGAAAGGAAUACGCCGAGAUCCAGCAGAAAAGGCUCUCCAUGACCCCUGAAGAGCACAGAGCUUUCUGGCGGAACGUGCAGUUCACCGUGGACAAGGAUGUGGUUCGGACAGAUCGGAGCAACCAGUUCUUCCGAGGCGAAGGCAAUCCCAACGUGGAGAGCAUGAGGAGGAUCCUGCUGAACUAUGCGGUGUACAACCCAGCCAUCGGCUACUCCCAGGGCAUGUCGGACCUGGUGGCCCCCAUCCUGGCUGAGGUCCUGGACGAGUCAGACACCUUCUGGUGCUUUGUGGGUCUGAUGCAGAACACAAUCUUUGUCAGCUCUCCUCGGGACGAGGACAUGGAGAAACAGCUGCUGUACCUGCGGGAGCUGCUGCGGCUGACCCACACACGCUUCUACCAGCAUCUGGUCUCGCUGGGCGAGGACGGCUUGCAAAUGCUCUUCUGCCACCGCUGGCUCCUGCUGUGCUUCAAGCGGGAGUUUCCCGAGGCCGAGGCGCUGCGCAUCUGGGAGGCCUGCUGGGCCCACUACCAGACAGAUUACUUCCACCUUUUCAUCUGCGUGGCCAUCGUGGCCAUCUACGGGGAUGAUGUCAUAGAGCAGCAGCUGGCCACUGACCAGAUGCUUCUGCACUUUGGAAACCUGGCCAUGCACAUGAAUGGGGAGCUUGUUCUCAGGAAGGCGAGGAGUUUGCUGUACCAGUUUCGCCUCUUGCCGCGGAUCCCCUGUAGCCUGCAUGACUUGUGCAAGCUGUGUGGGACUGGCAUGUGGGACAGCGGUUACAUGCCUGCCGUGGAGUGUACGGGCCAGCACCCAGGGUCGGAAAGCUGCCCGUACGGGGGUACCGUGGAGACACCUUCCCCCAAGCCCCCCAGAGAAGGCAGGAAGGGUCCAAAGACGCCCCGAGAAGGCUUUAGUUUCCGCAGAUAGGCUGGGCUCCCUGCGCUGGACGAGGGGUGCGGGGACCUCUGCCAGGUCCCAAGCAUGAGGGAGGGGGUGGGGAUGGGCGUGGAGGGGACAGGAUGGUAGAAACGGAAGGAAAAUGCCCUUGAGCAACAUGAAGGGAAACUUUUUGUAUUAAGGACAAAAUUGGAGUCCGGAAGUGCCAGAAAUAAAACCUGCCAGCUGCCCAGAGAAAAGUCGGCUCCCCAAACAGCAGGACCAGGAUGCACAACCACCCUACCUGGAGAUGCAGGCUGGCUGGGUUCUCGUGUUGCCCACCUUUGAUGGAUCUCAACACAACCCAGGAGUUCCUCCAGCUUCGUCAGCCACCAAGGGUCUUAUUGCCAGGCAUUGGGAAAGGCAGAGACAGUAGGAGAGAGACAGCACUGGGGAGCCCAGAACAAGAGGGUCCCAUCCAGGCCCAGAAACAUCUUUGCAAACUGGGCACACCCCCUCAUUAGGCUUCAUUCUUUGAAUGAAUCAAACAGACUCCACAGCUUCUCCAGCCACAACUGCAAAGCUGAUGUGAAGACAUCUGCCAAAAAAAAAAAAAA